AGCCCCAACGACCACGACCGUCACCAAAAAGGGAUUGUUUUCACGGAGCAGCUAUACAAUCUCAACAACAACCACGACGAUAACCAUUAUCGAGAGAGAACUCUAGUACCGAUCAGCUAUCCAUUACCAUCAUGAUCGAGGUUCUCUACAGCACCCCACCCCUCUUGCCGGGUUCUGCGUUGCCGUUCACCAGAGAGGAUCACAUGAGGAAGGAAAUGAGCCUUAUGCGGUCAGGAAAGCGAGUACCACGCCGGUCUCAAACUUUCCAGGAAUAUCACAUCCCGCAGCCCCCUCUCUUUACCCUCCACACUAUUCAACAGCUUCCCGAAGAAGAUGUUGUCAAGCAGCCGGUCGUACCUGUGAAGGAGAGGAGCCAGCCCAAGCCGACAGAAGAAAAGGUGACGGUACGACGCAGGCCUGCGCUGGGCCCUCCUCGCCGGUCUUACUCUGUCACGGAUCGUUUGCCGUUGCCCGUGCCAUCGGCAGGCAAGCUGUUGCUCGAUCUGCCACCAGAGCUACACAUGGCCAUCUUCGACUUUCUUGACCCCAUCGAUAGCACUUGUCUCGGGCUGACCAACAAGCACUUCUACGCCAUUCACCACCGAAUGCAUGGGACCGUUCCGCUCAGGACGCGGCGCGAGGGUCCAAACGAGCUGGAGUGGGCGUGGCAUCUUGCAGGCACUGUCAGGAGAUCGACCCCAUCCUCUCCAGUGGAAGAGAAGAGCGAGGAAGAGAGCAAGAAGUCUCUGUCACUGUCGCAGCUCCGGAUCCGUGGCCAAGCAUACUGCAGAAAAUGCGGCGUCACGCGAUGCCAGCUGCAUAAGCACAUCCAGGAAUGGAUGGGCGACAAUAUGGAGUACUGCUCCAUUACGGAGAAGUUUGGGCCGAUUGCGCCCGAGGGUGCCAAGUCAUAUUGCUAUAUGAGCAAGCCUGGCGACAAGACACGGUGUGGGCGACAUUUUGUGCGGAGGUCGAAGGUGGUAUUGCAGUAAACAUUGGUCUGGAUUUUUCGGCAUGGUGCGGUUUUCUCUUUUGGAUACACACAUCAAGAGGCGAUGAUCACCUGUCGAGUUUGGGAUCUUUGAAGCGGCAUCAAUCUCGACUGGCUACGAAAGGAUUCUCGUCGCGAAGGAAUGGGAUUAUUACAGGUACAUAACUAGAGAGAGCGGCAUUGGGGGAC
This is a messenger RNA of Neurospora hispaniola, 1180 nucleotides long. RefSeq lists its product as uncharacterized. NCBI's taxonomy places the organism in Eukaryota, Fungi, Ascomycota, Sordariomycetes, Sordariales, Sordariaceae. The record is from RefSeq and is a predicted model, not a curated record. The transcript has a single exon. Gene Ontology annotation, molecular function: protein binding. Bases 132 to 992 code for a protein of 286 amino acids.